Molecule: messenger RNA, 250 nt
Organism: Dentiscutata heterogama
Lineage: Eukaryota; Fungi; Glomeromycota; Glomeromycetes; Diversisporales; Gigasporaceae
Source: the annotation of a GenBank genome assembly
GUCUGCUAAGUCAUUUUGGGGUUCGUCUGGGGUACAUUCCGGGGUCAAAGAGGCUCAUAGAGAUAAUUGUUGGGGGGGGUGGGUUGUUUGGAGUGUUUGGGAGAUGAGAAAGAGUUCGAAGGAUUCUGGAGUGGCAAGAAGUGUGUCUCUGUCUCUUUUUAAUGUGGUGGAUAUUCCUGAGGCACUUGGUAAUAUUUAUUUGCCUUCCGGCAGUAGUCUAGUUAUAGUUUUCUUUAUAAUUAGUUCGUAG